This is a messenger RNA of Amoebophrya sp. A25, 545 nucleotides long. The record is from the annotation of a GenBank genome assembly. NCBI's taxonomy places the organism in Eukaryota, Dinophyceae, Syndiniales, Amoebophryaceae.
UUGUAAUUGUUUCGUAACCUGCUCUAACAAGCCCAGGCGGUGCAAGUCCUUACGAAGAUAGAGUAAGUGCCAGGGAUUCAACUUGUCUGGUAACUUUGCGCUUGUCCCUUCGUGACAUGUGGGUGCACAGUCCUAAAAUAAUUGUAGUUUACUACUACAAUAAGAUAAUUGCUCGCACUACUAACUACUAAAUAAAAUGAAAAUAUUAGUAGAGUUUACUACGUACUAGUUUACUUAGUACUUUAUGGACGAGGAAUUCUUUCUCGAGAUGAUCAAUAUGAGCGAAUUCUUUCUCUAGAUGACCAUGACCUAUCCUAACCUCUUAGGAUGAGCUCGCCUGUUUUCUAGUGCGUUCUCUAGUGCGUUCGACACAUCGUGAACUAUAGCCUUACCAAAAUACAUCUUUGGUUCCGAUGAACUAUAGACGGGUUAUAAUAUUCGUACUAGGACGAGCUUCUAUCUGUAACUGUAUUCUCGUGAGGCCGGUGCGCCUGGAAUCGGACUCCACCUGCCGCCGGUUUGCGAACUGGAUAAAACUGGGAUCA